Penicillium soppii is the source of this 372-nucleotide messenger RNA. RefSeq names its product CAZyme family GH13. Bases 1 to 372 code for a protein of 123 amino acids. Lineage: Eukaryota; Fungi; Ascomycota; Eurotiomycetes; Eurotiales; Aspergillaceae. Gene Ontology annotation, biological process: fungal-type cell wall (1->3)-alpha-glucan biosynthetic process. Gene Ontology annotation, cellular component: fungal-type cell wall. The transcript has a single exon. Gene Ontology annotation, molecular function: alpha-1,3-glucan synthase activity. The record is from RefSeq and is a predicted model, not a curated record.
AUGCAUUGGAAAUACACAAUCGGCGUGGUUGCUUCAUUGGUGAUAACGGGAAUCAGUUGGCCCUACGAUGAGGCCCUCACUGAUUAUAAUAUUAAUGAAAAUCAAUCGGCAAAUACUCCGUUGGAGUAUUGGGGAGAAUGGCCCGACCACAUCUAUUUUCCAUCACCCGAAAAUUGGCGGUUUCCUGUAUAUACGCUUUUCCUUGAUCGAUUUGUGAACGGCGAUCCAACAAACGACAACAUCAACGGCACACUCUUUGAGCAUGACAUUGAUUCCAAUCAAAUGCGGCAUGGGGGCGAUGUAGCCGGUCUUCUUGAUACAUUGGACUAUCUACAAGGGAUGGGCAUCAAGGUUGGAUUCAUGCAUAAUUGA